Messenger RNA from Oryza sativa Japonica Group (Japanese rice), 1506 nucleotides. The record is from RefSeq and is a predicted model, not a curated record. Lineage: Eukaryota; Viridiplantae; Streptophyta; Magnoliopsida; Poales; Poaceae.
GAGGUAGGCGCAAAAGUUUCUCUUCAACUCAGCUGCUCCUCUUCUUGCUUUCUCGUAGAAAGAGAGAGAGAGAGAGAGAGAGAGUCUCUCUGGUCGUUGUUCUUGGCUAGCUUGCUCGCUCUUCAUCGAUCGAUCGCAAAUGGCUGAUCUGAACAAUAACAACGGGCCUCGUCGACCCAAUCUCCUUACCAGCAGCGUCAAUGUGAAUCAAAGUUGGAUUUCUACUGCAACUGCCCCCUCAAUUUUCAGUGUUGAGGUGGUUGUGCGUUAUGAAGACGAGGACAACUAUGAGUCUCUGGUUAAAUACGUGGAAAUGACAAAAGCAUUGUUGCCAGAGGACAAAAGGGACAAGAUAAAAGUACCGAAGAAGACAAAGGUUGCAACGAAUAAGAGAACGGACGUACCGGAGUUUGGAGGAAGGCAACAGACGGGAUUCCUCGUUCACAGACACGACAACUUUAUCUACAUACUAACUACUGCGCAUGCGGUUGACAGUGUUUAUCAGAAAGGGGUACAUCAAAUUAGUAUACUAGACCUCAAUGUGGCAUUCUCUUUUAGUAUCAUAUGCACUCACCAUGAGGAGUAUCUUAAGUCUACUCAACCUGAUAUGAAAGUUUCAGAAUUGGUGAGAUCAUAUUCUGCUGCGUCGGUCAUUGCAAUUGAUACUCAGAAGGAUUUGCUCCUUCUUGAAGCAGAAGUGGACCAGCUACGCUUGCAUGAUGUGGAUGAUGAUCAGUUUGUUGCAUGCCCAUUUGAUCACCCUGUUAUCACAAUGUCUCUUUCGCCUCCUGCGAAAGAUGAGCUUGUCCUCAUGCAUGGUUGGCCGCCACACCGAGUGAACUCAUCUGUCUGGGGCAAUGCAAGUCAUAACAAUAGAACUUAUGAUGUUCUGACAAGAUCGAACGUCAAAGGAUAUGACAUGCGGCUUAUGGAGGUUCCUCAGUUCGAUUGCUCUGAUGGGUUUUCUGGAAGCCCAAUACUGAAUGGAGAUUCUAAUUGUGUUGUUGUCUAUCAUGCGAUAAUCAAACAAACCAAGUUUGGAUACUGUAUUAGUUUGGAUGAUGUCAGACGCUUCGUAACCACUGCAUUGAACAAUUAUCUGCCCGCCGGACUCUAAUGACGAGGCGGAGGAUGACUAGAUCGACGACUUAAGUUCUUAAUGAUCUCGGGGAGUUUUGUUUGUGACACGAGGCCAGAGGGUAUAUGUCAGGGAAGCCUGCCAGCUCCUUAGAGCUUACCAGGAAGCCUCUUAAUUAAGCCACCUAUUUAAUUAGAACUAAACUUUAGCUGUUUAAUUAUUCAUGUUAUGUUGAAUUGUCUUAGACAAUAUGCAUGCAAACCUGGUUUAAAAGAGAGCUAAGCUACUAUCUUCCCUUAUUGCUCUCUAGUUGGUAUGUUGUUCCUAAGAUUUCUGUGUAAACCUUAUUGGGGAAGGGUUUAGAGUCUCUCUUCCGUUGGUACUUCCUAUUUAUUCUAAUUAAUUUAUGCUUUAAUUUAUUCUCCUAA